Aedes albopictus (Asian tiger mosquito) is the source of this 1800-nucleotide messenger RNA. RefSeq lists its product as uncharacterized. The coding region runs from base 1 to 1800 and encodes 599 amino acids. NCBI's taxonomy places the organism in Eukaryota, Metazoa, Arthropoda, Insecta, Diptera, Culicidae. The record is from RefSeq and is a predicted model, not a curated record. The transcript has a single exon.
AUGGAUCGGCUGGACCAGCUCAAAGAGACAGCGGUCAGCUUCCGAGCUAUUCAAGCCGAAAUCGAGGAAAACCAGGAGGAUCCAGCAGCGAUUGCUUCGGUUUUCAAUGUGCGAGAGGACUUUUCCGGAGCUUUCUACAAGGCGAGAGAUGCCCUCGAGGAUUUGAUCGAGGAGGAGCAAUCAACGUGCAGCCAGCGUGAAGCUGCUCAUGGAGACGCAGCGCAAAUGCUCCUGAAUCAGUCAACGUUGUUCAGAACUGCCGGCACUUCGCUGGCGCAAAAUGGCGGCGAGCUGGUUGUCUAUGCUGUCAGAAGCGGCGAUCAGGCAUCGAGUUGUGUACCCCAAGUGCGGUUGCCAGCAAUAAACAUUCCCCCUUUCAACGGCGAACGCAAAAACUGGAUGACCUUCAAGGACCUCUACGUGUCAACCAUCCACAAUCGAAAGGAUAUUUCGGAUUCCUUGAAGAUGCAAUACCUCUUCUCUUAUUUGGAAGGAGACGCAAAGCAGCUGGUCAACAAAUUCACCAUUCCCAGUGCCAACUAUGCGAAUGCGUGGGACACGCUCACCGGUCAUUACGACAAAAAGCGUUACACGGUUUUUGCCUUGGUACGGGAAUUUAUUGAUCAGCCGGGAAUCACACAAGCUUCAUCGCAAUCACUCAACAAACUCGCCUCGACGCUCGACGAAGUGGUCCAGCAGCUGGAUACGUUGGGGAUCGAAUAUCAAGACCGAGACCCGUGGCUGAUCUACUUGACGCUGGAAAAACUGGACAACGAAACUCGUGCUGGUUGGUCGGAGAAGGUGGUCGACAACGAGAAUCCCACCUUCGAGGAAUUGAUGGAAUUCGUGAAGAAGAAGUGUGAGAUGCUCGAGACAUGCUCGGCAUUCUCGAAGAAAGCAACCGGAGAAGUGCUAAGAAAAGAACAAUCAAAAGUGAGUGAGAAAAAAGUGAAAGCAUUAGUGGCAAUGACCACGGACAAAAAGUACGCGAAGUGUUCCAGUGAACACGCUACGUUUGUGUGUGAAGAAUUCAAGAACCUGAAAGAAAGAAGAGGAUUCGCACAGGAGGCAAACCUGUGCUUCAACUGCUUGCAGGCGUCCCAUUCAGCGAAAUCAUGUUUGUCGAAGUCGGUGUGCCGUACUCAGGGUUAUGGACAACGCCACCACACCUUGUUGUGUGCGAAUGUGAGUAAGGAAAAUGUCGCCCCAGCAGACAACACGGUGAAGAAUGAAUCGCCAAAUCCGUCAGCCAAGAAGGAGCAGAUAGUUACUUCGUUGACGGUUGCCGUCGAUACCAAGCCGUCGAUUCCGGUGUUCCCGACCGCGGUAGUACAAGUGCGCAAGGACGACGGUACAUUUGGCCGUGUCAGAGUGCUGAUCGACUCCGGCGCCCAAGCAAUGAUGGUAACGGAAGACUGCGUACGAAAGCUGGGACUCGUAAGGCGUAACGGAAAAGUAGUGGUUACUGGUAUUGGCCAGCAAGCUGCCGGUACCACUCGCGGCGUUGUCACGUUGCACCUCGCCACGCGAUUCAACGAAAACGUUGUCAUCACGACAAGCGCCUACGUCCUCGGUAAACUAACGUCUACUCUCCCAUCGCAACGAUUCAACAUCGGGAACAUGAAGCUUCUGGAGAACGUUAAAGAGAUGGCAGAUCCCACCUUCAAUAAGCCCGGACCAAUUGACGUGAUUUUAGGAGCGGACCACUUUCUUGCUCUCUUGGAGGGAGGUCAGGUCAAGGACGAAAGCGGCCAAACGGUGGCCCAGAGUACUGUUUUCGGCUGGAUCGCAGCAGGAUGA